Molecule: messenger RNA, 4416 nt
Organism: Ficedula albicollis (Collared flycatcher)
Lineage: Eukaryota; Metazoa; Chordata; Aves; Passeriformes; Muscicapidae
Gene: TMEM200B
Product: transmembrane protein 200B
Exons: 2
Coding region: 22-1311 (429 amino acids)
Source: RefSeq, a predicted model, not a curated record
GUUGCGGCUGAGCCAGAGAGGAUGACUGCGGAGAGCGCCGAGCCCAAGGGUCCCGUGCGGGCAGCGGAGCCGGGGGGGCCCAAGGUGCCGCUGCCCCCCGUCCCCCCGCGGCGCCGGGGCCGCCGCCUGCGCCGCCAGCCCCCGGCGGAGCCCCCGCCGAAAGGGCAGCUCCGCAUGCGCUCACCGGCCGGAGCCUUUGUCCUGGUGGGCGUCUCCGUGGUCCUGGUGGGCAUGACCAUCGCCGUGGUGGGCUACUGGCCUCACCGUGGACAUGGGGGCACCGGGGCCAGCGUGGGGAACGCCAGCGUGGUGGGGGACACGAGUAGGGAGGUGGCAGCCGGGCACCACAUGCCCCACAGCGAGAAGCUGAAGCUGAUUGGCCCUGUCAUCAUGGGCAUUGGGCUCUUCAUCUUCAUCUGUGCCAACACCAUGCUGUACGAGAACAGGGACAUGGAGACCCGGCAGCUGAUGCAGAAGGGGCUCUAUGGCCUGACAGCGGGGCUACCUGAGGGGCCCAGCCCUGAGGAUGGGCACUGCCAGCGUGGGGACAGCCAGUCCUUCCCCAAGGCCAGUGCAGAGUGCGUGGAGGGCUGUUACCAGGUGGACCUGUCCUGCCAGCCCUGCCCCAGCCCCAGCAGCAAGUGGCCUGGCUGCUACGGCCCCAACCGGCUCCAGAGCAUGGCCGAGUUCCUGCAGCGCCCGGCAGCUUCCCCUGUGGCCUCUCUGCACAGCCUGCGCUCCACCGAGGCCGGCCUGAGCCUGCCGUGCCGCGCCGGAGCCGAGUCCCUCCUGGCCGCGGCCGUGGGCGCCUUGGCACUGCCCAUCAUCAAGCUCAACAACUGCUUGCUGGACGGGGCAGCCCGGGGGGCAGGGAGGGGCCCUGCUGAGCAUCCCCCCGCAUCGCCACAGCUCUCCCGGGCUCCUCUUUCCCUUGGUGACAGCGGGCAGGGUGCUGCUGGUGGGGAUGGGGAUGGGGAUGGGGAUGGGGGCCACGUUGCCAUCAGCAUGGAUGACAGCUGUCCUGGCGCGGAGCUGCUGGUGGAGCUCAGCCCCGAUGUGCACCUCCACACCCUGGGACACUCCAAAUCCCUGGACCUUGGCCAGCCCGGGGUGCUGCUGCUGGCCCCCAUCAAGGACCGUAAGAACCGGAGCUGGCCUCGGCUGGACCGUGUCAGCCUCGUGGGCUACGCCAAACUGGAAAGUACUGGCGAGUCUGCGGAGGGGCUGCUGGAGCCCAGCGAGCCCCCAGGCUGGGGCGAGCCCCGACCCAGCUCCUGGGUGGUGGGGGUGGAGCAGGGCACGCGGGUCUGAUGUCCCCUGCACCUCUGGGGACUCUAACAUCCCAGUCCCUCAUCCUGGCCCCCACCACCCACCAGCGACCCCAAAACCCCACAUCCAGAUAGGGGUUUGGGGCAGCAUUUUUAAGCCAAUGCCAAGAGGAAGGUCACGACCCUCCACUCCUGGGGGAGGACUUGUCUAGGGUGGGAUGUCCUUCCCAGUAGAUGCCCUUGGCCUUACAAGCCCUUCUCCUGGUGGCUUUUCCAGAGGAGUCCUCACUUUGAGACCCCACACAAACUGUGGGAUGGGGACAUGGGGGCAGGUGAAGCCCCACCAGCCCCUAUAGCACUUUAUUCCGGCAGGGUUGGGGUGGGGAGAUGCUUUGGGGGGUGGUAUCCCCGUAUCCAGCCUCAACCCACCAGAAAAUUUGCUUGGCCAGAGCACGUAGGCCCAACAGGGCUAUUAAAUAUUAUCUGGAUGCCAUGUGGUCCUGCCUUGCCUCCUCCUAUUGCCUGUGGGAUGCUUGGGAGGGGCAGCACCUUCGGCAGUCAAUCCAUAGGGUCUCUGAGACCUUGUGCCCCCACCCAGGCUCCAUUGGAGAAGGGGAUGCUCCAUAAUCAGCUGCUCAACAUUCACAGGAUGAGGUGAUAAGCACAAGGUUUGGAAUUUUUAUGGAGAGAAGGGAUGUAAAAGGUGCCCAGGGAGUUGCAGGCAGCGAGGAAGGUGCUGCUGCCCUCCUGGAGUGAAGCAAUUCCGAGAGCCUCUCUGUGGAUCUGGGUUUGUUUGUGUUGGUUUUUGGUGGGAUGAAGGAUGCAGGUGGUGGGAGGAAGGAUGUGAAGGGGCAGAGGUGAGGGAGUGUUGGUUUUGCGAGGUCCUAUUCGGUGCUGCUCUGGUCCUUGGUGCCUGUUGGAUGCAGCACCAGAGCUGUAGGGGAUGAGGGAGGAGGCAGCCUCAGCACUGGGGUGGAUUCCUGGAGAAAAGGGAGCUGGGGGUUCACCCCAUCCCUUCUUACUGCCUCCAGCUCUGUCUCGGGCUGGAAGAGCCCUGGGAUGCCAGGGGCUGUGAAAGGAUGUGUUGGAGCAAUAGGAUGAAGACAGCUCUGCUCUCCAGCAGCUCAGGAGGCUGUGGCAGCCUAGAUGGGAUCUUUGCCUUUUGCCUUUUGCCUUGCAAGCUUUGGGAACAGCAUCAUUCCCCAGAUUAAAACAUCCCAGCAAAAUCAUUGGGAAAUUGCCUUUUCUACCCCAGCCCCCUCUUCUCCUAAAAUGCAAUCCCCCACAUUGUUUUGGGGGGAGGUUCUGCUUUAUAGGGAAAAGCUGUCUCUGUUUCCAGUGCCAGUCCUCCCAGAGAGCUUGGGUGCAGCUUCCCCCAGUGGAGGGAACAGCGACGGGACCGACAGCUGUGGUUGGGGGCCAGUUGCAUCCCAGAGGGUUCUCUGGGAGUGAUACCAGCCCAAGCUCAGCUAUUUAUUUGGCUGCUUAAUCUCAACAUUAUUUAGGCACUGAUUCAAUGCAAAAACAGCAACAAGAAAAAGUCACCAUCGGGGUCUGCCCGGGAGCAGCAUCCCAGGGGAAGUUCCAGAAGGUUGUUUUUGUCCAAAAAUAACUUUUUACAAAUGGGCUUAACCAGCUGCAGCCAGAGCUGAUGCCAGGCCCUGGGCCAUGCUUUAGGAACUGGCAGCAAGAAAUUGGAGUCCAAAAUGCCACAAGGAGCUGCACAAGAAGCUACUGGGGGAGUUUGUUUUAAUUUUUCCCCUUCAUUUUUUGGCUGAGGCUCCAUCUAACCGUGGGAAAUGGCUGGAUCACAGGGAAAGCUGCUUGGACCAUGUGCCUGCCACCAGCAUUGUCCUCCUGCCCCAUCCUCCUUCCCAGCUCAGCAGCAUCCUCCAGGGGAGGCAUUUCUGAGUCACACAGGGAUUAUUUCAAAAUGCAAAGCAGCUUGAUUAAUUAAUCUGGCAGGGUGAGAAACCCUGUGCCUUCUCCAGGGACAGCAGCAUCUGUGCAUCCCUCAUGUUCAGUUCCACCUGUGGACACUGUUCCCAGACCAUCUGUGGGAUUUUAGCAGUGCUGGUUUCAGUGGAUGGAUGCCAUCUAUGCUGUCCUCAUAGUGUCUGGGAAUGAACUGGGCAGGGAUGAGGCUGGGUUAGAAACAGAAAUUAGAAUGUAAAAAUAUACACCCUGGAUGGAUUCCUCCAUUGUCUGCUUGGCUGUGAAGUAGAACAACCCUGGAAGCCCUGGAGAUCUCACACAGCACAGCCUGUGAAGGGCAGUGCUUGGUGGUACUUUCUGUCCUGCUCAGGAACAGUCUGGACUAAAUAUCCAGCUGUUGCCACCCUCCAGGGUAUCCCUCCCGAGGUGACCACUACAGGAGAUUCCUACCAACAGAAGAGGGAUUUCAUCAAAAACACCAGCAAAGAAAAUGGGGGGUUGUCCCCAAUACCAGCAUGUCCAGGCUGACAAGGACCCCUGGGGUCCCUCGGACCAGAGGAUGGGGGCUGGAGAGACCACGGGCAAUUGCAGUUAUCCCCCACCACCAAGUGACCUCUCACUCAGCUGGUGCGUGGCUACAGGACAGCUUAGUUCGGGGCAAAAACGGAUAAAAUGUGGAAAAUGAGGGAAACCACUACCAUAGGCUGUGUGUUGGAGAUGUGCCCUGAGGAGGAGCAAACCCUGCCGGUGGCUGUAAGAGGGUCUGUCAUGCCCGGGGACACCCCAGUAGUGCCAGCGAGUCUCCAGAUUUGCUGCUGGGACACCUCUGUCCCCAGAGAGCACAACAUCCAGAGCUGGGGACAAUCACUCCUGAUGCUGCUCGGCCCUUGGCUGGUUUGCAGCUCUUUCUCCUCUUCUUCCUCCACCUCCUCCUCCUUCUCUCCCCGCAGCGGGGCGGGUCACAGCCGUGGAUCGGCUUGGCCGGAGAGCCCUUCCAGAAGGCUGACGGUGUGUGGCAAGGCGAGGGCUCCGCUGGCACCUGCAGUCCAGCCGGGAGUGAGCGGCCCCGGCAGUGAAUCUGCUUGCCGAGGUGGGCAAGGUGUGACCUGCGCUGGGCGAGCGUGGCUCUUGCCUUCCGCGGCCGAAGAGGAGCGGUGUGAUGGGUGCGGGUGUGCUCCGCGGGUCUGUAACACCCUGCACGCUUCUGGCAGGG